Medicago truncatula (barrel medic) is the source of this 2094-nucleotide messenger RNA. RefSeq names its product probable polygalacturonase. Lineage: Eukaryota; Viridiplantae; Streptophyta; Magnoliopsida; Fabales; Fabaceae. The transcript has 5 exons. The record is from RefSeq and is a predicted model, not a curated record. The coding region runs from base 149 to 1576 and encodes 475 amino acids. Gene Ontology annotation, biological process: carbohydrate metabolic process. Gene Ontology annotation, molecular function: polygalacturonase activity.
CUUCGCUGCGUUGAAACGCGCUCUCUCCAAACCAAAAUACGCAAAUAACAGUGCAACACGCAUCUUCGUCUCCUUCGCCACCACCUUCAAUAUUAUAUUUCAUUCAUCAGGAAUUAUUAAUCGAUCGAUGUAACAUAACAGAAGAACAAUGGAAUCAGAGAAAACAACCCUUAUGAUCCUUGGAUCAUACACAAAACCAUCAUGUUCAAUCUUGUUUCUCUUCUUCACCUUCCUCACCAUCCUCUCUCUUCAAUUCUCCACCCGCUCUCUCUUCCCUCUCUCCAUCCUCCUCUCCCAACAACCACAACCCUCCCUCGUCGAUCCCACCACCUGCUCCGGUUUCUUCAACAACGUUCCUCCCAGAAAAAUUAUCAAGUCGAUCGUUGAUUUCGGCGGAGUUGGCGAUGGUAAAACCUCUAACACACAAUCGUUUCAGAGAGCGAUUCGUUACAUGCAACGUUUUCGAGGGAAAGGUGGGUCCCAACUUAAUAUUCCCAAUGGAACUUGGCUUACCGGUAGUUUUAAUCUCACCAGUGAUUUCACACUUUUUCUUCAUCAUGGUGCUGUUGUUUUAGGUUCUCAGGACAUUAAAGAAUGGCCUAUUAUUGAACCAUUACCAUCUUAUGGUAGGGGAAGAGAGAGGUUAGGAGGAAGACAUAUUAGCCUUAUUCAUGCAAAUGGGGUCCGUAAUGUUGUCAUUACAGGAGAAAAUGGGACAGUGGAUGGUCAAGGGAGGAUGUGGUGGGAGCUUUGGUGGAAUAGAACAUUGGUGCACACAAGAGGCCACCUCCUUGAACUCAUGAACUCAGAAAAUGUUCUUGUUUCAAACCUCACUUUUAGAAAUUCUCCUUUUUGGACUAUCCAUCCUGUUUAUUGCAGUAAUGUUGUGAUCAAAGGGAUGACAAUCUUGGCUCCUCUUAAUGCCCCAAAUACUGAUGGCAUAGACCCAGACUCGAGUACCAACGUGUGUAUUGAAGAUAACUACAUAGAAAGUGGGGACGAUCUUGUAGCCAUCAAAAGUGGUUGGGAUCAAUAUGGAAUCGCCGUGGCUAAGCCUAGCACAAAUAUCAUAGUAAGUAGAGUUUCAGGAACUACCCCAACUUGCUCUGGAGUAGGAAUAGGAAGUGAGAUGUCUGGUGGAAUUUCAAAUAUUACAAUCGAAAAUUUGCACGUGUGGAAUUCUGCAGCCGGUGUUCGCAUAAAAUCUGAUAAUGGUAGAGGCGGGUAUAUAAAAAAUGUGAGUAUAAGCAAUAUAAGAAUGGAGAGAGUGAAGAUACCAAUUAGGUUCAGUAGAGGUUCAAAUGAUCAUCCUGAUGAUGGGUGGGAUCCAAAAGCUGUUCCUAGAUUUAAAGAUAUUUUAAUCAGCAAUGUGAUCAGUGUAAAUUCAACCAAAGCUCCAGUUUUGGAAGGUGUAAAGGGUUCGUCAUUCGAAGGCUUGUGCUUCAAGAAUAUUACUUUUCUUGGUGUAGCCUUAUCUGCAACAUGGCAUUGUGAAUAUGUAGCUGGUUUCACCAAUGGGGUGUUCCCCCUUCCGUGUCCUGAGUUGCAGAACAAUGGCACUUCAUCCUGGUGUUGACCUUGCUGAUUUACUGUGUGUGGAUUGUGGAUGGUUCGAAAUUCCAGAUAUGGUGAAAACAAUAUCAGCUGGCUCAUAUUGUUGCUUGAUUAAGCAGUUUUCGAGUCCUGCUCAAGCAGAUGAUUUUGCUACACGUGAAAUAUGAGCUGCAAUAAUGGAUUGGGCUCGUGAAGCCUGAAUUUAUCUGACACUGACACGAGAUCUUCCCUCCUGCCUCUGGUGACAUGGACAAACAAUCUGUUCGGUUUCAGAUUUGCGUUUGGAACAUGUAGUAUUACCAUUUGGAAUUGAUUGAUUUCAGGUCAUUCUCCCUCUCACCCUGGUUGGUGGCUAUAUAAAGUGGAGUUGCACCUUAGUUUUAGAGGUGUAACCAAUGAUUCUUGUGGUUUCCAUAACUAGAUAAUUUUCUUGAACACUAAUGUUGGUUGUAUAGAAAGUUUAUUCAUUGGGAGAGAACCCAAAAUUUGAAUACAGGAGAGACAAUUUUGAAUCAGAUUUAAUUUCUGUUUACUCCUUGA